UGUGAACUGCCUGCUAGAAGCUUGCGCAAUUGAAGGCCAGACCGACUGGAGCUUUUCGCGCAAUUCCGAUCAUCACCAAUACUAGCGUCUACGCGAUAACACAUUUACCCUUCCUCGCUCACCCUGCAAUUACCCGCUGGUGUGCUGCGCCAUUUAUACCCGUAUUACAAUGCUCAGGUUACCAUUGACCUUGGACGAUGUCGAUCUUCUACUAGAUGAGCCGUUCCUGACUCAGUUCUGCCUCCGCAAGGAGGCAAGCAGCAGUAGAAGUCGCGGCGUGAUCGAUUGGAACAAGAGAAUGGAGAACGAGCUAGGGCCAGACGAUCGCAUUGCAGCUCGAAAAUGGCUGGAAUUCGCGUUUGCGAUCCAAUCCGAUGACUUCCAGGAUCGACAGCAGAUAUCAGUCGAAAAUGGGGGCCUUGCAAUAUUCAUCGAGUUUUACUGGCGUCUCGCUCAAGGAAGUAGAUCGGACGCAAUCUGCUAUCUCAAUAAAGAACGCCGCAAUAGGAAUUUCGCGUAUUUGAUCACAUCCAACACCUUGAGAGGCCAACAUAUCAAUAGCGCCGCCUUGGGGGCAUUGCGGUCAGAUAGCCGGCCCAAAGAGAGAAAACAGAAGAAGCCGAAGAAGCAUAAGCGAGCACGCGUCGAUUUCACAGAUCCCUCUGAUGGCGAGGUCAGUCAGGCUGAAGCCGCUCAAGAGCUUUCAAUGAGCAUUGAGAAUCAUUCCAACGAGCCUCAAGAUGAUGCACUAUCAGACCGGAAAUUUGUCGUUCAAGAUACCCCAACCACUGCCACUGCGGAACAGCCGUUUCUUCCGAUCUCUCAAACUGGCCAGUCAAGCUGCUUGACAAUUAUUGGCAGCAAGCGUAAACACACUGAUGCUACUGGUUCGCCGUCGUCGUGGUGUCCACCAUCUGAUCAUGAGGCGCCAUCAUCUCUUGCUCCUGGCCGCUUGGAGUCAGUUCCCGAUGUCAUUGACAGUGAUUCUUCAUCACUGACAGAAUUGACGAGCAAAGAUGCUUCUUUGGAAGCCGACACGCCCGCAAAUCAACUCGGCGAUGUGCGAUAUGCCAAUUCGAAAGCUCCUAGGAGACGACUGUCCAGCAGACUCGCCGCGCAUAAGGACAGACUCUCGGUAUUAGCCAAAGACAUGAACAUGUUCGAAUUUGAAAGUCGUUAUGAUCAAAUCGGAGUAGAAGCGCAGGACAAUUCGCCCAGGGCUUCUAUCAAAGUUCCUGUGCGCCAGCCGAUGCACGGCAAGGAAAAGUCUGGAACGCUCAGGAAGAAGACAUCUAAGUCCAUUGCCAAAGACCCGCGUCCCUCUGAGGCCCUCCCGGCUAUCGCUAAGGCACAACUCGUACUUGUGUCUACUCAACAAUCAGUCGUAGAAAGCGGGGAACAAGAAAGCAUGGUUAGCCAGCUGCAGAGCAACAUUGGACGUGAAGCGCCUCGUGGAAUGUCUGCAGCUACCACUCAGCAGUCGUCAUCUCGAUCACGCAACAAACGAACGCUCGGGAGGAUUCAUAAGAAUGACCCACAGCGUGCAAAGAACGGGAGGUUCCAAACAUCAGACCGAGGCAACAAGAAGCAAAUGAAAGAGUCACUCCCAAGCCGGGAUGCGAAGCGACGGCGCGGUGACAGUGACGUUAUGGGUGGUGAAUUGGCUUCUGCAUUGACGAGCGCAGCAGGAGUACAGAAACAAACGCGCGGCAUGCAGCGCGUCUCUUCGGAGCAGUACCUCAACGAGACCCAUUCCACGGGCUCUGCUCGACCUGUUGUGUCUGUUCAACAAGCCAACCAGAAUGAUCUGGAGCAUGUACUACCUCAAGCCACGCCCGAUCACCGUGCCAGUACGACGCGCAAGCGCGAUCGAGUCGUAUUCGAUACUGCGAAUUCGGAGAAAGUUCCUGAUAAAUCCUCCGCUUCCAGCACCCCGCGUCAAACUGUGAAGCUACCAAUUCGCCGUCUAGGCCGUCCAAUCGCAGCCCGAGUGCACGAUGUAUCGACUCCGUCCGCGCUAGGGCAACCCGCCACGUUUUCCGACUUUGACGGGAUUAUCAGAGAUGCUGCAACGGAAGAGAUUCUGCGUAUGGACGCGCCGGGCAUGGCAACAAGCGAUUGGGAAGAUGCCGACGAGAAUGGCGCACAAGGUUUGCCACCCGACUCGAGCGAAGAUUACACUCCCUUGAGCAAAAUCGCCGCUUUCAGAGAGUCGAGUACGCGCACCUUUGCCGAUCCGGGCAGCGCAAACGUAUACGUUGAAGGUGGACCAUAUUUUAUCGUUAGCGACAACGUGGAGACUCUUCGAAGCGAUUCUUCUCGCAGUGCAACAGCCGUCGAAAAUGAUCACCGACCGUCCAAACUCGAAACAGCGCCAGAGUAUCUCCGGCAGUCCUUUGCGCCUCCCGCAGCUGCAGCGCUUUACGUGUCUGAUACUCAUGGCGAUGCUCCGCGACCUCGCUUACACGUGAAACCGCCAAUUUGGGCAGAGUCGAGACAAGAGGUCUGUGAGUCCUUCGACUGGUUUAGGAGUUAUCAAGGUGGCGUAUACUACAUAAGAGACAUGGUGAAGGGUUACCUAUUGAGUGCAUUCUCCUCAAGUCGCGAUGUCUUCGCCCACAAGGGCCGCCUUAUCGUAUCGCAUGGUGGCGGUAGGGCAGAAAGCUUGCAUACAAAGGACGGGGCCAGUCAAGCGCAAGAAGCGGAUGACCAACAAGCGCAGGACAAAUCCGUGCGCGCCCUGUUGAACACACAUCGUCUAGGUCGCCCCAUUGCUCUCUUGGUGGAUGACAAAUAUAGCUUGUUUCCAUACGAUUUGGCUGGGGACCGGUAUACCUAUGUUGUGCUUGGGUUUUAUCGUAUCGCACAUGCAUGGGCUGAGCGACAACCGGCAAGUAACGCGCGAGGGUAUGUAGUUCGAUACAAAUUCGCUUUCCAAUGGUGUGAAGAGCAAGGUACUCCUUGGUGGUUGACAGCGCAUAGCUCGGGACAAGCUUGUGAUGUUACAACCUCAGCCGAAGACCAUGACCCCGCUGCUGCUACAGACAUGUCAGUCAGACUCAACCCACCAUGCUGCUCAGAGAAUGAUCUUAUCGCAUUCAUGUGUCGAUUCUGUCGAAAAACAUCACCGAUGAUUUACGUUCAAGAUUGGAUCUGCUUGUCACCAGAGUGUGAAGCUUUCUGGCGGACAUCUCAAGGCGACCACCCUCCAGCAGAUCUGCAAUAUUCCGCGGACUUUCUUCAGUUGCUGCACUUCGCCCCGGAAAAAAUGGAGCAGCUCAGGCCUCCUUUACCUGUGACGAGAGUGCAAGGUGGUAUUACCACGAGUCGUAUCUUUUGCAAGGGGUGGCAUUGCGUCAAAUGUGGACGUCUAUCUAGCAGGUAUAUGUGGGAGCACUGGUCGUGCAGAUAUUGUGGAGAGACACACGCGAUUCCCGGACGAAUCAGGCAGCCGAAUGAAUUCUGGCGUCAAGGAACGCCAAAGUUCCACACUCAUUGGGUCGCACCAGAUUCUGGAAUCGUAGUAGCCCAGAACAGGUUCUUCAAGACGGGAAAUUCCUUCAGUAUGGUACACACGUACCUACUUCCGCAUUCCCGCGGACGAAUCUAUUUGAUCGUCGGCAAGAUCCCGAUCAAUGCAGACGCCGAUGAAAUAUUCCGAGAGUAUCAAGAACAAGCGGCAAGUGGCAAGCUUCUCUUCCGAAGAUGGCCAUUACGAGCUCACAAAUGCAGAGGUACACUAUUGACAAAUUAUUUCUCACAGAAUUGCGGCGAACCAUACCAGUAUGUCGGAGGAACAGACCACACGGUCCCUUGGGAGCAUGCACCGAGUGCUGUUUGCAAAGCUCGCGAUCUCAUCAACCAACGUAUCAAAGAAGCUCUCAAUGACGAAUAUGGGUUCAACGAGGUCCUCAGUGCAGCAUAUAUGGAGAAACAGAGCAUGGCAUUCCACACUGACAACGAGGUAGGAUUGGGCCCUACCGUUGCAUCGUUGUCGUUGGGGUCGUGUGCAAAGAUGCACUUCCGUCUACUUAGUCGUUACACGGAAGGCACCGGGAAUGGCCUCAGCAGGAAUGCGCUUACUCUGUGCCUCCGUCAUGGAGAUAUUCUUGUGAUGGAAGGCGCCGGCGUGCAGACAUAUUAUGAGCAUACUGUUGUACCGAUGAACUUCCGCAUCGCCGCAACUGCACGUUCCAUCGAUAAUAGUGGCCAGGUGGCAAAUUCUGCAUCUCUUCGAUCGCCACGUUAGUCAUCCGCCUUUUGCGCUGCUCGCUCAGUUAUUCUUGAGAUCUCGCAAAAUUUGUUGCUCGCUAUAUUUUGGUCAACUCUUCUACAUCGAGAUCGACAGGCCUAGGUAGUUUCUAUGACAAUGAUUAGAGACUCCAAUACGCCGCU
This is a messenger RNA of Laetiporus sulphureus 93-53, 4395 nucleotides long. RefSeq lists its product as uncharacterized. The coding region runs from base 170 to 4249 and encodes 1359 amino acids. The record is from RefSeq and is a predicted model, not a curated record. The transcript is spliced from 22 exons. Gene Ontology annotation, biological process: DNA repair. NCBI's taxonomy places the organism in Eukaryota, Fungi, Basidiomycota, Agaricomycetes, Polyporales, Laetiporaceae.